This is a messenger RNA of Larimichthys crocea (large yellow croaker), 3401 nucleotides long. RefSeq names its product BCL2 interacting protein 3 like b (gene bnip3lb). The record is from RefSeq and is a predicted model, not a curated record. Bases 306 to 977 code for a protein of 223 amino acids. Gene Ontology annotation, cellular component: endoplasmic reticulum; mitochondrial outer membrane; nuclear envelope. NCBI's taxonomy places the organism in Eukaryota, Metazoa, Chordata, Actinopteri, Sciaenidae. Gene Ontology annotation, biological process: positive regulation of apoptotic process; mitochondrial outer membrane permeabilization; defense response to virus. The transcript has 7 exons.
GUACGUGCACGCACACACGCCCUCCUCUUUACACGGACAAAUCGCGCUAACGCGCCAGACACACCACAUUGUUUAUGAAAUGCUAUUUUCUAUCUGGGAUCGAUGCUCACAGAUGUAGCCUGUAGCCGGUGUUUGUUUUUAAUUCCUGCUCGUUAUGUAAUUCACACCCUCUCCUUUUGUUUAUCAACGGGACGGUGUGACGUCACGAGCCAGCUCCGGGGGGUCUGAGCGGCUCGCGGGCUGCUGCUCCCAGACUGACGGAGAAAACAAACCGCAGCGCCCACCCUGCUCACCAGGCACAAACGAUGUCCGACGCUGCUAACGCUACUUCUACAGACAACAACGGAGACCCCGGGCUAAACGGGUCCUGGGUGGAGUUGGAGAUGAACAGAGGCACAGCAGGAUCAGCGCAGCCGUCCACCACAGACGGGCCGGCCCCAGGCCUGCUGCCCCUCCCUCAGGUGGAGGAAGAAGAGGCCAUGGUGGGUGGGCUGGAGCACGUCCCAUCAUCGUCUUCGAUCCAUAACGGAGACAUGGAGAAGAUCCUGCUGGAUGCCCAGCACGAGUCGAGUCGCAGCAACUCCUCGUGCGACAGCCCUCCGCGGCCCCACAGUCCCCAGGAUGAUGGACAGAUCAUCUUUGACGUGGAUGUGACCAGCAGAAGAGACAGCCAAUCAGAAGAGGACGUCUUGGACAAGGAGAGGGACAUGGACAUCCUGAUGAAGGACGCAGAUUGGGUUGCUGACUGGUCUAGUCGACCAGAAAACAUUCCCCCUAAGGAGUUUCAUUUCCGUCACCCUCGACGCUCUGUAACACUCAGCAUGAGGAAGACUGGGGCCAUGAAGAAAGGAGGCAUCUUCUCCGCCGAGUUCCUCAAAGUCUUCAUCCCUUCGCUGCUACUAUCACACAUCGUGGCUCUGGGACUGGGAGUCUACAUCGGAAAAAGGUUGACCACGCCACCCACCAGCUCCUUCUGAACCUGACACAUGGAGAAAAGUGCCUGAGAAGUGGCCACGAGUUGUUGAGAAAGUUUUGCUGUCGUGAGAAGAACGCCCGUCUCUCCUCGCUCUGUCCCGCCUGCCCCUGCUUUCCCCCCCCUCGUUCCUGAGAUAUGACAUGUUCUCAGGAGAAAUGCAUCUGUCUUUUCCUCUCUCUAUCCCCUUCCCCAACUUUCCCUUUUUUUUCUUGAUCAAUGUUCUCUCGACUGUCUGUAGAUACCCCCUCUCUCCCUCCUCAUACCCUUCACUCAUUUGUAUAAGCUUUUCAAAGAAUGAAUAAGGUCAUAUUUUCCCUUUUCCCCCAGCAAUUUGGGUUUCAGUGUUUCUAACGGGUGGGCUUUCAGGGAGGGUCACAGCAUCAUACUAAACUCUUUCCCUUUGAUUAUCUGACAACAAGGGAGGACUGCCCAGUUUUAGAACUGACCACAGAUUGUGCCACAUACACAAGUAGCCCAGUGCUCGAUCUCGGAAAGGGUUCGACCAAAUUCAGAGUCGGCUACGCAAACUGAAAAAGUGAUCAUGCCUUUAUGAAAGUAGCCAUUUUGUUCAUUAUCUUUAGGUAAUAUCGUUUUUUAAAAUUUAUUUUACAACAAUGGUGGUUUAUUGUGAAGUUGUAAUGAUGAAAGGAGUUACCAUAGUGGCCAUCCCAAACCACAAGCACUCAUGAAUUGCACUGGGAGGGGAGUCUCCGGCUCCACGGUGUGCCAGAUGAGAGAGAUUUAUGUGACAUUUUCUUUGAUGAAAACUAAGAAUUCUAUUCAGUCCUGCAUUUAAAUGAAUAUUUUUGCAAAGUGACAAUAACUGGAAACCAGGGUGUCGCUGUGUGUUGUCCUCGUCCCUCUCAGUGUGUACACUAACAGUAAUUUUGUGGUUGGGUUUCGGGUAACAGCGCUGCGUGGUUCAGAAAUGUUCAGUCGUCUUUCCAAACAGUCCACGUGGUCCUUCCAGUGAGCCUCCUGGUUUGUCUGCAACAUAUUGUAAAGCUGAGUUGGGCAUGAGCGGUCAGUUCACACUUACUUUUACUCCAGAUGGGGCUGGAUAUUACGUGGUACUCUGCUGAUUGUUUCAUAUAUUUUUAGAUAUUUAAGGCAUCAAAAAAGAUUUGAUAUAAGAAGACAGCCUAAUAUCAUAAGAUUUGAAAUGGAGAAAUUGCUUUUGUUUGCUUGAAUUGUGACAUUUUAUUUUUUAAAAAUCUUAAAAAAAGGUAAAUGAAGUAUUAACUUGAAACAUGUGACUUGCUUCGGAGAUAUUAGUUUGAGUAGAAUUGUUUUUAAAGCAGCUGUCUUUCAGAAAGAUGUCCAAGUGGUAGCCAGCCCUGCAUUCUAACACUCCAACAACACUUUGCCAAAACGUUCACAAAACAAGCAGAAAUAAUUAAUCAAGCUGCAGAUGAAAGAAUCUGAUUCCAGGGUCUGUGUGAGUAUAGACAGGCAGAAGGUACUAGGUGAUCCUCACUGUGAUAUUUGCUGGAGUGACACGGCAAACGUGCAGCAACUUCCACUCGACUGAAGAGGGGUUUGUUUUUAUCGAACAAGACUCUAGUUCAUGCAUAAAUGCAGGUACUUGAAUAACAUGAUUGCUUGACCGCAGUAUCUCUGAGGCUGGACUGUGGUCAGUUUUGUCCCAAGUGGACCUUCCGUAGCCAGACUUGGGUCAAAUGAUAUUCGAUUUAGAAGUCCAGAUUCCAAGGAAGAUGCAGUUUUUCUUCCACUAACUGGUUUGUUGCUGACUACUUGUACAUGAUGAGUUCAAGUUUUAAAGGUGAACAUUUAAAGGGGAACCAGCGGGGUGACAUUUUUGACAAACACAAAUGGAAAUGCAGUCAGAUUUUUGCUAGAUGACAACAAAAUGGACGAUGCUUUGUUGCCUUUUCAAAAAAAAAAAAGCUUCUCCAUGAAAGAAUUCAGCUGCAAACACUAUUUGACCCAGCAGGUGGACUCGCGAUGUGUUAUCUUUUUGUUUUACCUCUUAUGACAGACUCAUGAACUACCAACAGUGACUGUUGUAUCGUCUCCAUCUCAGCCUGCACUGUUGUUUAGUGCGACAUUCGUCUCUGCCUGUGUUUGUACAUGCAGCAUUUGACAGUGACAUUUCGGAUUGUUCUUUCCUGUUUUGGUUUGUUUUGAGUUGUUCGUUUUUUUUGUUGUUGUUGUUUUUGUUUUUUCCUGAAGAUUGUGAACACACAGAGUGGAAGUCGAAUUUAAAAGUGUGAGAAUAUGAACCGUCUGUUGUUGAUGGCAGGGCCUAAUAGGAUAUGGAAGGUGUGGAAAGAGAUUUCCCUCAGACGAUGGUCUAACAGUAGUUAUUGUAAUGAUGCAUUUUGCUUGAUUUUUCUUUUUCCCACUACAUUUGGAAAAAAAAAAGAUAAACAUUUUGUCAUUAAAGAUUACCUGAAUGAAGCGA